UGAACUUCUAGGCGUGACUUUGUGAGACACAUUACUCCAAGGAUAAAAAGAACCGCACGAGUUAGAAAUCGACCAGAAGAUGAAUGGAUUUCGCAUCUUUAAACCCGACCCAGAUCUACCUUUUUGCACCGCCAGUUCAGUACUUCACACCCAACACAAGUUCCCACCUUCACCCGUUUUCAGAUUCGGGUAUCGACCCGUUUUCAACCCUCUGUUACAGAAACCUAUCUCCUUGUCUUCUAUUUCUUCUCACCAAAAUGCCUGCCACAAGAAGAGGUUGACCGCCGUGAAGGCCAGCCGCACAGGAGAGACUCCUUACGAGGUCUUGGGCGUCUCACCUGCUGCAACUCAAUAUGAAAUUAAGAAAGCUUAUAGGAAACUAGCUCUUAAAUAUCAUCCUGAUGUCAAUAAAGAGCCCAAUGCAAAGGAAAAGUUUAUGAGGAUUAAGCAUGCCUACAACACAGUGUUAAACUCCAAGGCAAGAAAGAAGUAUGGUUCUGGAAGUGGCUCAUCUAAUGAUUCUUAUGACACAACUUCGGGUAGCCAAAGCAGAGCAACAAAAGAUGAAGAUUUUUAUGGAUUUGGUGAUUUUUUCAGGGAUGUACAAAUUACAUUAGAGGACUUCUUUAAGGAUGUUCAAGAAGAAUUCCGAAAUUGGGAAGCAAAUUUAGCCUCACAAGGGAAGAUGAAAAGUUUGUGGGAGGAAGUGGCGGAAAUCGGUGAAGAAUUCAUUGAGUUUUUAGAGAAGGAACUUAACAUAACUGAUGCUGAGGCAGAAGGGGAGAGUCUCAGGGGAAAAGCGACUCAAAAUAAUGGAUCUUCUAGUGUAGAUGGACUGGCAAGUGGCACAGAACAUAAAGCGACUGAAAAAAGAAGUAACAUUGAGGAAAAUUUGGAUGAGAUUGAAGAAGCUCUAGCUCAGUUGAAGAAGGAAUUGGGACUACUAUGAUGGAAAGGAUAGCAUAGUUCUUGGGGAAUCGCAAGGUGUUGUAUCAAUGUGUUAACUAGUUGCCAUUAAAUUCUCCCCAGGCUUAGUAUAUUCCCUCUACAUUGUUUGAGCGUAUUACUGUACAAGCGUAUACUCCACAUUUUUUUGUGUACAAGUGUAUUGUGUAUCAAUAUGAAGAUAGUAAAUUCAAUUGUAUUGAUUAUAGCACGUUUGAAGUGCAUCCAGUUUGUAGAUUAAACGAACAGAAAUAAUAGAAAUAAUAGUUAUGUGAUA
Molecule: messenger RNA, 1222 nt
Organism: Cuscuta europaea
Lineage: Eukaryota; Viridiplantae; Streptophyta; Magnoliopsida; Solanales; Convolvulaceae
Source: the annotation of a GenBank genome assembly